AUGAUUAAGUACAGUACAGAAGAAUUGGCAGCAGCUGCAGCAGCCAUAUGGAAAGGGUAUGUGCAGCAAAUGGUGGAUAGGGUGGGAUUUGAAAAUAUAAUUGAAGUAAAUGAAGGAGAAUUACUGUAUGAAAAAGAACCUGAAGAUGAUGGUGAAGAAAUUCAGCUAGAGGAUUUGGAGACAGCGCACCCAGCUUCAGACGAUGUGAAAAUGGAGGUGCAAGAUCCCCUGGAAGAGGUAAAUUUAGGUUCCAUUGAAAAUCCCAGAAUAACUUUCAUUAGUAGUUUGUUGAGUAAAGAUUUGAAAGAACAGGUGAAAGAAGUUCUGUUGGAAUUUAAAGAUUGUUUCGCAUGGAGUUAUGAGGAGAUGCCUGGCUUGAGUAGAGAUCUGGUGGAACAUCGCCUACCGAUCAAACCUGAAUUCAAGCCGCAUCGUCAACCACCCAGGAGAAUGUCAAAAGAGGUGGAGCUAAAAGUCAAAGAAGAAAUUGAAAAGUUGACUAAGGCCAAUUUUAUCAGAACAGUGAGAUAUACUGAUUGGCUGGCAAAUGUAGUACCUGUGGUAAAGAAAAAUGGUAAGCUUAGAAUUUGCAUUGAUUUUCGAAAUUUAAAUGCUGCUACACCUAAAGAUAUGUAUGUUAUGCCUAUAGCCGAUUGUUUAAUUGAUGCAACGGCUGAUCAUGAAUUGUUAUCAUUUAUGGAUGGAUAUUCUGGGUAUAACCAAAUUUUUAUCGCAGAGAAUGAUACCUGGAAGACAGCAUUUAGAUGUCCAGGUGCAAUUGGAACCUUUGAGUGGGUGGUCAUGCCCUUCGGCUUGAAAAAUGCCGGAGCUACCUACCAAAGAGCAAUGAAUGCCAUCUUUCAUGAUAUGAUUGGCAGGAACUUGGAGGUAUACAUUGAUGAUAUCGUUGUGAAAUCUAAAAGAGCUAAAGAUCAUGUGGCUCAUUUGAGAAAUGCUUUUCAAAGGAUGAGAACACAUAAUUUAAAGCUAAAUCCUCUCAAAUGUGCUUUUGGAGUGCAGGCUGGAAACUUUUUAGGAUUUUUGGUUCACCAACGUGGAGUGGAGAUUGAUAAAAAUAAAACCAAAGCAAUCCUAGAAGUUCAGCCGCCUCGUAAUAAAAAGGAAUUACAGAGGUUCCUUGGUCAGGUAAAUUAUUUAAGAAGAUUUAUUUCUAAUUUAGCUGGAAAGACCAAAGAAUUUUCUAACCUUUUGAGAUUAAAAAAUGCUACUGAGUUUAUAUGGGAAAAACAACAUGAACAAGCUUUUGAAAAAAUUAAAGAAUAUCUGUCAAAACCUCCUGUGUUAAUGCCUCCUAAGGAAGGUAUUCCUUUGAAAUUAUAUAUUUCAGCCGCUACAGAAUCUAUUGGUUGUUUACUGGCACAAAACAAUCAAUCAGGUCAUGAGCAGGCUGUUUACUAUUUAAGUAGGUCUCUAGUACCUACAGAGGUUAGAUAUUCUCCCAUAGAAAAACUUUGUCUAGCAUUAUAUUUCUCUUGUGUAAAAUUGAGGCAUUAUCUAGUACGGUCAAGAGUUUACAUAAUUUCUCAGACGGAUAUUGUAAAAUACAUGUUGAAUAAGCCAGUGUUAAGUGGUAGGAUAGGUAAGUGGUUGCUUGCUUUAUGUGAAUUUACACUAAUCUAUUGCCCUCAGAAAUCUAUGAAGGGACAGGCACUGGCAGAUUUUAUAGCCGAUCAUCCCACAAGUGAAACUUUGCGAGAAGGAGACCUAGAGGUUUACGCAGUGGAAGAAAGUGUAUGGGAAUUCAAGUUUGAUGGUUCAUCAACGGAAAGAUCGGCUGGAGCAGGAAUCAUUAUCACAUCUCCUACAGGCGCCAAGACGGCUUUAUCCUUUAAGCUGGACUUUGAGUGUACCAACAACCAGGCGGAAUACGAGGCUCUUGUGAUUGGUUUGGAGAUUCUACAAACGCUUAGAGCCAAAAAUGUGAUCAUAAUGGGUGAUUCUCAACUUGUUUUGAAGCAAUUAUCAGGGGAGUAUAAUUGCAAUAGUUUAUCUCUAGCACCUUACUAUACUGCCUCAAUUCAGUUGCUUAAUUGCUUUGAUGAGGUAUCUUUUGUGCAUGUUCCCAGGGAAUCUAACUGGGAAGCUGAUGAACUAGCUCAAAUUGCUUCUGGUCUAAGAAUGUCAGGAGAAUUAACCCACAAGUUUUUAGCGGUUGAGAAAAGACGUCAUCCAUCAAUUCAAGAAAGAGGAAUCCAAAUAGAGAUUUUUGAUAUUGGAGUCACCACGGCAGUUGAUUGGCGUUAUGACAUCAGAAGAUAUUUGGAGAAUCCUGGAAUGAGAAUGCCGCACAGGGUGAGAGUGCAGGCCACCAAUUAUGUCUUGAUGGAAGAUGAGCUAUACAGAAAAGGGUUUGACGGCGUCUUGCUAAGAUGUCUUUCUCACCCAGAAUCUCUUGAAGUGAUGAGGCAGGUCCAUGAAGGAGUAUGUGGAGCGCACCAAGCUGGAACUAAGAUGAGGUGGCUGGUCAGGAGAUAUGGUUAUUUCUGGCCAUCAAUCCUGAAAGAUUGUAUCAAGUAUGCCAAAGGAUGUCGACAAUGCCAGAAGUAUAAUAACAUCCAAAGAGUUCCAGCGGAUGAUUUACAUUCCCUCGUCAAACCUUGGCCAUUCAGAGGUUGGGCCAUUGAUCUCAUAGGAAAGAUUUAUCCUACUUCUUCCAAAGGGCAUAGUUUCAUUGUGUUAGCCACAGAUUUUUUCACAAAAUGGGUGGUGGCUAAACCUUUGAAAAAUACUGGUCAAGAGGAUAUAAUUAAAUUCAUUAAGGAAGAAAUUAUUCACCAGUUUGGGAUUCCUCAGUCAAUUACCUCUGACCAAGGUACUAUGUUCACAGGGCAAGAGAUGAAAGAUUUUGCAGAAGAUUAUGGUAUCAUGCUGUUAAAAUCCACGCCACAUUAUGCACAAGCCAAUGGACAAGCAGAAGCAUCAAAUCAAGUGAUAAUUAAGAUCUUGGAGAAAAUGUUAGCAGAUAAUCCAAGAAGCUGGCAUAAAGUUUUGUCAGAGAGUUUGUGGGCCUAUAGAAGUUCUAAAAGAGAAGCUACUAGAGUAAGCCCUUUUGCCUUGGUAUAUGGCCAUGAUGCGGUAUUACCUAUGGAAAUCGUCAUUCCUUCGUUAAGAGUGGCUGAGCAAAAUGGUUUGACAUCUGAUGAAUAUUCUGUGGCUAUGUUGAUGGAGUUGGAAGCAGUGGAUGAAGAGAGGUUACAGGCUCUCAAUAGAAUGAUUGUGCAAAAGAAGAAAAUUGCAAGAGCCUAUAACAAAAGGGUAAAAAAGAAGAGUUUCAUUGAAGGAGAGUUAGUGUGGAAGCUGAUCUUGCCACCUGGAAGCAAAGACAGAGAGUUUGGAAAGUGGUCGCCCAAUUGGGAAGGACCAUUUAAAAUACAUCGUGUUUUGGAUGGUAAUGCUUAUUGGUUGGCAAGUUUGUCAGGAGAACCCCACAAGAGAUUUAUAAACGGGAAAUAUUUGCAAAAGUAUUUCCCAACUAUAUGGGAAAGGGGAAGGAAUGAGUAA
Mercurialis annua (annual mercury) is the source of this 3522-nucleotide messenger RNA. RefSeq lists its product as uncharacterized. NCBI's taxonomy places the organism in Eukaryota, Viridiplantae, Streptophyta, Magnoliopsida, Malpighiales, Euphorbiaceae. The coding region runs from base 1 to 3522 and encodes 1173 amino acids. The transcript has a single exon. Gene Ontology annotation, biological process: DNA integration. The record is from RefSeq and is a predicted model, not a curated record. Gene Ontology annotation, molecular function: nucleic acid binding; RNA-DNA hybrid ribonuclease activity.